Centropristis striata (black sea bass) is the source of this 439-nucleotide messenger RNA. It is a transcript of the gene ndufb3, whose product is annotated as NADH:ubiquinone oxidoreductase subunit B3. The transcript has 3 exons. Gene Ontology annotation, cellular component: mitochondrion. The record is from RefSeq and is a predicted model, not a curated record. Gene Ontology annotation, biological process: electron transport chain; mitochondrial respiratory chain complex I assembly. Lineage: Eukaryota; Metazoa; Chordata; Actinopteri; Perciformes; Serranidae. The coding region runs from base 75 to 353 and encodes 92 amino acids.
UCAUUUUGCCGUAAAACAACGUCAGCUGUCGCAACAUUUCUUCCAGCAGCAGAGGUCACAACAAACCGCUCAGCAUGGGAGGUGACCACGCCCCCCAGAAGGUGCAGAUGCCCGACUGGCGGCAGUGGAAGAUCGAGGGAACGCCACUAGAGAUCACACAGAAGAGGCUGGCCGCCCGCGGCCUGAAGGACCCCUGGUUACGCAACGAGGCUUGGAGAUUCCAAGGCAAAUUCGCUAAACCUGUGACUCUCUCUGAGGUGCUGCUGAGAGGAUUUAAGUGGGGCUUUGCUGCCUUUACUGUGGCUCUGGCUGUAGAGUACGUCAUGUUCCCACCCAAGAAGGGCGGCCAUUAAUGCUCUUCACUGUCCCUCCAGCCCAGACCAGAAUGGAAUCUAACAAUAUUCUGUAUUUUCUGUUAAAUAAAUGUUUUUGUUCUCCC